CAGUCGUACGCGAGAUGUCUUUUAACUAGCAGCGUACCAGUAGUGAACACAGUGUCACAUUCAUCUUUUUUCUCGAUAAAAACAAAACUUUCUAAACAAAUAUGAAUUACAUUGUGCAAACUGUGAUAUUAAUUUUUGGAUAUUUUAUCAUUAUUGACGGAUUCGAACAAAAAUCGCGAACAAAAAAGGCAAGAGCACCGCCCCCCGAACCGGAAAACGAUGUGGAAACUGAUUUCGAUGAAAGAAACAACCCCUUAAGUAGUAACUAUGUGCCUCCUGGAUUUUUAAGCCCAUCAGUUGUCGAAUAUUUGGAAUUGGGAAAAUCUAUUCCAGGUAGACCAGGGUCGGACUACCCCGUUUUGGGCACGGUACCUUACACGAAUUUCUACUGCGACGAGCAGCCCUAUCCCGGAUUUUACGCCGACACGGAAACCCGGUGUCAAAGUUGGCAUUACUGCGACAUUGACGGCCGCCAAACGACUUUCCUUUGUCCAAACGGAACGCAAUUCAGUCAGGCAGUGUUCGUCUGCGACUGGUGGUUCAAUGUCAGAUGCGACCUUAGUGAAAAGUUAUACGUUAUAAACAGUAGACUUUACGGGAGGCCAAAACUGGAUCCUGCCAAACCACACCGAACAAUCACCAAACAGCUUCUCGAAGACAUAUUUAACGACGAAGAGAGAAAAUAAAAAUAGUCAUAGGAUGUUUUUAAUUGUACAAAAAAUAGUAAUUUAGGGCUUAACAAUAAAUCGCAGUAAACCACUAAGGGACUGACCAAUGGUCAGUGACCAUAUAUUACGUCAUUAAGUCUACCACUAUUGUAUGACAUGGAGUUGUAAAUUAAAU
Messenger RNA from Brassicogethes aeneus, 843 nucleotides. Lineage: Eukaryota; Metazoa; Arthropoda; Insecta; Coleoptera; Nitidulidae. The record is from the annotation of a GenBank genome assembly.